CGUUUUGACCCGGACUGAAUUGUUUAAAAAAUUCUGCUCCUCAGCAUGUAGUUUCCAGAGAGAAACCAGACAUAUAUGGUCCACUAAAGCUGAGAGAUGCUACAGUGCAGCCCUCCUAAAUAGAGAUGGCAGCAUUAAGUGGAGUGAGGGCCCUCCUCAGCCUCAGUCGAUCAGUGACCUUGCAGCGCAGCUUUGGACUCAUUCCAGUACAGUUUACAUCAAUCUGCCUACAUAGGAGGCUUUACAGAACUCCUGUGGUAAAUGAGGAGUCAAAGCCUCCAGAGAACACAGAGAAUGGAUGUCUGCUGGAGAACCUGAAUCUCAUGGGAGUUGAUGUGAAGAAGGCACGCCAGCGUCAGCCUGGGGUGUUUCGUAAAAUCCUCCCUAAUCAGCAAGAUUUCGCUCAGUUUCUGCGAAAUAAAGGUGCAAGCCACAAAGUGAUCGCUGCCAUUAUAUCCCGUUUUCCCCGCGUCAUCACCCGCUCCAUUGACCACUUGGAACAACGCUGGGGGCUGUGGAGAAACAUCUUCGAGACUGAUGCCGAAAUUGUGACCGUCUUGGAUCGCUCACCUGAGUCUUUCUUCCGGUCCAGUGAUAAUGUGAACUUGGAGAAGAACAUCACUUUUCUGAUCUCGCUGGGACUCGAAACCAAACACCUGCAUCGGCUGAUGACCACCGCUCCACGGACUUGCUCCAAGAAUGUAGAGCACCUCAAGGAGGUGGUGGAGCUUUUGACAGACAUCUGUCUGGAACAUGGUGGGAAGGAUCCUGAGCAGUUUGUUAAAGCCGUCAUAACCAGAAAUGUGUACAUUCUCAACCGAAGCACUAAGACAAUCAAGACAAACAUAGAUUUCCUGAAAGUCUCUCUCAAGUUGAGUAAUUCAGAACUGCUUGCUCUUCUUCAAGGCCCUGAUGCAGACAAACUGGACCUUUCCAGUGAAUAUCUGAAAAGGAGCUUUAUCGCUCUCGAGCAGAAGAUGGUUUCUCUUGGUCAGAAAGCUGAACUGAAAAAAGUAAUCUUUAGCUAUCCAAUGGUGUUGUUCAUCAAGUCGGAGAAGCUGAGCCUUAAACUGGACUGUCUCCUUGAAGGAGGAAUAACAGUGCAGCAGAUACUAGACAGCCCCAGAGUUUUAGAAUACAGCGCAAAAACCAUUGCAGAGCGACUAGAGGAGCUGAAGAAAGUGGGAUAUGACUUCCAGGAGAGUGGCAUCAAAAUCCUGUACACAAGCCGAAAGCGGUUUGAUGCAAAGAUUAGAAAGAAAGACUAACUGCCUCUCAUGAUGAAUGAAUGUAACUGUCUGUACUGUGAUGUCACAUAAUGUUGGAGGCUACUUUUACUUGAACUUGGCUUCACAUUAAUCAUGUUUUGUUCGUGUAGUAACUAGGAUAUGAUUUCUAGCUUCUCAGAUCUCUCUUUUGUAAUAUUUCAAUACUUCUGGUCAGGUUACAACAAACAAUUAUUGAAUUAUCGAUUCAUUUGCCAAAUACUUUUCUUGAAUAUUCGUGUCUCUAAAAGUUUCCUGUCCUCCAAAGUGCAUCUCCAAGUUAGUUGUUUUAUCCAACCAGUGAUCCAAAUCACAAGGUUAUUAAAUCAACAUUGAAAAGCUGGAACCAGGACAUUUUUGGCAUUUGAAUCAAUUGAACAUUGAAUCAAUUAUUUAGACAAGUACUGUGUAAUUGUCUGUUAAUAAACAAAUCAUUUCAGCUUUGAUAGCCAGUCAUUUAUUGACACAAAUUUUAAAAAUGUUCUCUGUCUGAGAUAUAUAGAUAACAUGUUGGAGAGCUGCUCUUGUAAUCCAUGUGAAGAUACAAUAUUGAAAUAAAAGUGAUAUCCAGA
Molecule: messenger RNA, 1837 nt
Organism: Centropristis striata (black sea bass)
Lineage: Eukaryota; Metazoa; Chordata; Actinopteri; Perciformes; Serranidae
Product: transcription termination factor 1, mitochondrial
Exons: 2
Coding region: 126-1268 (380 amino acids)
Biological process (GO): termination of mitochondrial transcription; regulation of DNA-templated transcription
Cellular component (GO): mitochondrial matrix
Molecular function (GO): double-stranded DNA binding
Source: RefSeq, a predicted model, not a curated record